Amblyraja radiata (thorny skate) is the source of this 1166-nucleotide messenger RNA. RefSeq names its product zinc finger protein 239-like. The transcript has 2 exons. Gene Ontology annotation, molecular function: DNA-binding transcription factor activity, RNA polymerase II-specific; RNA polymerase II transcription regulatory region sequence-specific DNA binding. Gene Ontology annotation, cellular component: nucleus. Gene Ontology annotation, biological process: embryo development; regulation of transcription by RNA polymerase II. The record is from RefSeq and is a predicted model, not a curated record. Bases 204 to 989 code for a protein of 261 amino acids. Lineage: Eukaryota; Metazoa; Chordata; Chondrichthyes; Rajiformes; Rajidae.
GGCCAGCGGGAGCAUGCGCACUCUCCGCUGGGAAAAUCAAUAGGAUGGAUAGAGCACUUGCGGCGCGCAGAGCAUUGUGGACCUUUUGACCGCUAUUAGUCCACAGCCUUGGGGUUCAGAAGGCGGGGAUUUGCGGACAGACGCUAAAGAGACGGCGCUGUCACCUUGUCCACUGAGACCCGCUCGUUGUCGCACCCCGAGACAUGGAAGCGAAGGGACCCGCUCAUUGCGUGGAGAAGCCGUACACGUGCUCCGUGUGUGGGCGAGGCUUCAGCCGGGCGUCCGGCCUGUCGAGGCACAGGCACAGCCACGCCGGGGAGAAACCGUGCAAGUGUGGAGAUUGUGGGAAGGGCUUCAGUUACCCUUUCGAACUCGAGAUCCACCGGCGCAGCCACACCGGGGAGAGGCCGUUCACCUGCUCCGUGUGCGCCAAAGGAUUCACGCAUUUCUCCGCCCUGUUGAAGCAUCGGCGGGUUCACACCGACGAGAGACCUUUCAACUGCCCAGACUGUGACAAGUGCUACAAGAGCUCGGGGGAACUAACGUGCCACCAGCGUAUUCACACCGACGAGAGGCCGUUCAGGUGCUCUCACUGCGGGACCGGCUUCAGGCGAUCAUCUGACCUCACGGUGCACCAGCGCACACAUACCGGGGAGAGGCCGUUCACCUGCUCGGAGUGCGGGAAGGGAUUCCCUCAGUCCUCCCAGCUCACGGCUCACCAACUGGUUCACACCAACCAGCGGCCCUUCAAAUGUUCCGACUGUGAGAAGAGCUUUAAGAGCAAGAAGGUGUUGAUCACGCACCAGCAAGUUCACACCGGGGAGUGGCCGUUCAUCUGCUCCGUGUGUGGGAAGGGAUUUGCCCGUUCCUCCCACCUCCAGAAGCACCAACGAGUUCACACCGGUGAGAGACCCUUCUUCUGCUCUGUGUGUGGAAAAGGAUUUGCUCAGUCAUCCACACUGCUGAGGCACCAGCGAGUUCACAAGUGAUUGCUGAGGUUGGAUUCUGCUGCUGUUGUCCCAAGGAAUGAUUGCUGUCCACUGUAUUUUUUUCAUCUUCUAAUAUUCCUGGCCUGGAAUCAAAUAUAACAGAACACAAAGUGCUGGAGUACAAACUCAGCGGAUCAGGCAUCAUCUCUGGAGAACAGGUGAAGUGUCAGGUUGGGA